AUGGACGUCGAGUUCCAGCGACAGCCUAUUCCUGAACCCACAGACGGCGAGCUCUUUCUACUCAAAGUACCACAUUUCCUCGCCAUUGAACCCCAAGAAUGGCAAACGACCACCUUUCAGCCACCUACUACCGAACAUCAUUCAAAAAAGCGACCCUCGGAAACAUUCUCUGCAUACGACACAGCCAUGACUACAGUCAGAUGGCGCCACUCUCCGACGAAUGCUGCAGAGCUGCAGUCGAACGCGCGCAUCAACCGAUGGGAAGACGGCUCUCUGACCUUGCAGAUGGCGUCUGACCCGAAAAUACACUACGAGUUUGAUUGCAAUCUAAUAUCACAACCGCAACCCAACCCGAAAAUACCCACGCCAACAGCAGCACUUGCCGGAUCAUUUAGGAAAGACCAAUUCACAUACCUCGUCGCCCCGGUCGAAUCAGCAGAAUCGUUACGGGUUACACACAAAAUCACUGCAGGACUACUCUUGAAAAAUCCGCAGUUCGAGCACGAUCAAGCAAUUCAAAUGCUCAAGUUGGAGACGAUGCAACUGGCAAGCACGGCAAAGGUGGUCGGCGUAUCGGGCGACAUGAUCGCAACGGAAGAGGACCCAGAACUGGGCAGGAAACGAGCAGAGAUUGCAGAGCGCAGCGCCAUAAGGGACAGAAAGAAGCGUGAGAAUGCACAAGAACGGGAGAGGCUCCGGACGGAUCGCACCAUGGGCCGCAGCGGUCUCUCAUCGACUCGCUAUGGCGGACUCAACGUUGGAAUGCUGGAGGAUGACGAAAUGGAGACUUCAGGCGGUCGUGCGGCCCCGAGCAAAGCGCGCGCGAAGCCGCGACGGAGACGAAACAGUGAAUAUAGCGAAGACGAGGACUUUGGCAGAAAGCGCUUUACGAAGGAGGACAGCUACGAUCAGGAAGACGAUUUCCUGGCCCCUAGUGACGAGGAAGAGAUCGUCGACGACGAUGACGAUCCUGAUGAUGGAAUCAUCGAUGAGCCGCGACAGCGGUCGCCAAAACGAGAUCGACCACGUCCUUCAGCGGACGAUGGCGCAGGUGAAGUAGACGCAGAUGCGGAAGGAGAGGAAGAGGCAGACGAGGAAGGCUUUCAAGCUGCCCGAGGCAAGCGGAGACGAGUCGUAGAUGAGGACGACGACGAGUAG
Dissoconium aciculare CBS 342.82 is the source of this 1158-nucleotide messenger RNA. RefSeq lists its product as uncharacterized. The coding region runs from base 1 to 1158 and encodes 385 amino acids. Gene Ontology annotation, molecular function: RNA polymerase II C-terminal domain phosphoserine binding. Gene Ontology annotation, cellular component: nucleus; Cdc73/Paf1 complex. The transcript has 2 exons. Gene Ontology annotation, biological process: transcription elongation by RNA polymerase II; positive regulation of transcription elongation by RNA polymerase II. NCBI's taxonomy places the organism in Eukaryota, Fungi, Ascomycota, Dothideomycetes, Mycosphaerellales, Dissoconiaceae. The record is from RefSeq and is a predicted model, not a curated record.